AUGAAGUACAUCACCUCCGCCCUCGCUUUCACUACCGCCGUUGCGGCUCACGGCUAUGUCAACAACGCUACUAUUGGUGGCAAGGAAUACGUCUUCUACCAGCCUUACCAGGACCCUUAUAUGACCGACGUGAAGCGUAUCUCGCGUCCUAUCCAAGGCAACGGACCGGUUGAGGACGUAACCAUUUCCGAUGUCCAAUGCGGCGGUUACGCCGCUGGCGGUAUCAACGGCUCCAAGCCCGCUGCUCUGCAUGCUGAGGCUGCUGCUGGCUCCGAUGUUGAGCUCUUCUGGACGCUCUGGCCUGAGAGCCACAUGGGUCCUACCAUCACUUACAUGGCCAAGUGCCCCGACACUGGUUGCAACAACUGGAUGCCCGAGUCUGCUGCUGUCUGGUUCAAGGUCCAGGAAGACGGCCGUCAAGGCACUUCAGACGUGUGGGGCUCCGACGCUCUUCAGGUUCCUGGCGGUUCCGUCACCUACACUAUCCCCAAGUGCAUCGCCCCGGGAUACUACCUCGUCCGUCACGAGAUUGUUGCGCUGCACGCCGCAUACCAGUACCCUGGUGCCCAGUUCUACCCUGGCUGCCAUCAGCUCAAGGUCACUGGCGGUGGAAGCACCAAGCCCAGCGGUCUCGUGUCCUUCCCCGGCGCCUACAAGGGCUCAGACGCUGGCAUCACUUACGACGCAUACAAGGCCUCGACCUACACUAUCCCCGGUCCUAAGAAAUUCACCUGCUAG
Messenger RNA from Alternaria atra, 738 nucleotides. RefSeq lists its product as uncharacterized. Bases 1 to 738 code for a protein of 245 amino acids. The record is from RefSeq and is a predicted model, not a curated record. NCBI's taxonomy places the organism in Eukaryota, Fungi, Ascomycota, Dothideomycetes, Pleosporales, Pleosporaceae. The transcript has 2 exons.